UAUGAAACUUUUUAAGCUGUUCUGUAUAUAAGCCAGAGCAGCAGACCGAUCUAUAACAAAAGAAAAAAGAAAAACACUGCUGAAAAACAGUCUUUGCUUUAGAGCUAUACUUAAUCAUCAUAUAAUAUAUAUCCAAGACAUGUCGGACGAUAUACCAGUUGAUAGUCAAGGAAUUGUAACUGAAUCUGAGGUUCCAGUAUCUGAGCCAGUUCAUGCUGUAUCUAAUGAUGAAGAUAGUCAAAGAUUGGAAGAAUUGGAUAAGCAAGCUCAAAGAUUGCGAGCCGAAUUAAACAGUGAAUCAGGACAUCCAGCACCACAAACUGAUGAAGAAAAAAGAGAUAUUGAUGCUAGAUCUGUUUAUAUUGGAAAUGUUGAUUAUGGUGCUACUCCUUAUGAAUUAAGAGAACAUUUUGGUACCGUGGGUAAUGUUCAAAGAGUAACAAUAUUAAUGAAUAGAUUUACAGGUCAACCAAAGGGUUUUGCAUAUCUUGAAUUUGCUGAUUAUGAUGCUGUUAAUAAAGCCGUUGCUACAUUGGAUGGUAGUACAUUCAGAGAAAGAGAAUUAAAAGUUACUGCUAAAAGAACAAAUAUACCAGGUAUAAGUACCACUAAUAGAGGAGGAUCUUCGAGAGGUGGUAGAGGUGGUAGAGGUGGUAGAGGUGCCAGAGGAAGAGGAAGAGGUAGAGGUGGAUUUAGGGGUGGAAAUAGAUUCACCCCUUACUAGAGUACUCGGUUCAAGUUAACGGUAAUGUGUAUUAUAACAA
Molecule: messenger RNA, 764 nt
Organism: Scheffersomyces amazonensis
Lineage: Eukaryota; Fungi; Ascomycota; Pichiomycetes; Serinales; Debaryomycetaceae
Exons: 1
Coding region: 140-724 (194 amino acids)
Cellular component (GO): cytoplasm
Molecular function (GO): poly(A) binding
Source: RefSeq, a predicted model, not a curated record